Messenger RNA from Aspergillus pseudonomiae, 2253 nucleotides. Its product is annotated as putative GABA permease. The transcript is spliced from 6 exons. The record is from RefSeq and is a predicted model, not a curated record. Gene Ontology annotation, molecular function: transmembrane transporter activity. Gene Ontology annotation, biological process: transmembrane transport; amino acid transport. NCBI's taxonomy places the organism in Eukaryota, Fungi, Ascomycota, Eurotiomycetes, Eurotiales, Aspergillaceae. Gene Ontology annotation, cellular component: membrane. The coding region runs from base 560 to 2134 and encodes 524 amino acids.
CUCGAGUCAGGGUUCCGGUGAUCAAAUGAGUUCAAUUUUGUGAAGUAGUACGCUAUCAAAUCGCAUAACAUCGGAAAUGCAUAUUUCCAACCUCUGCCGUAUGGAGUGGACCUUUUAUCGGUACUCCGGAGUACCACAAUGACACCGCUCCGUUGACAUUUCCUCAACUGUGCAAACCCCCGCCAAUCUGAAUCUGAUUGUGCACGAAUAUGCGCCACCAUGGCUCCAAAUAGGGCGCAGAGUGUCUAAAUCUCUGGUUCCGCAGAUGAAGCCUGAUUCGCUCCCCCACAAUUUCUGCUCCACCAUUGUCGCGGAGACCUUCUCGAUUGGGAAAGUCAGAUAGGGUAUCUAUCUUAUCGCUGUCAAGCCUUCGCCUGGCUAUCGUCGAACCAACGGUUCCUCCAUGGGGUUACCCUUGCCAUCGGGGAAGUUCCUGGGGGACCUGAACUAUGGCUAUGGGGUUUUUAAAAGGGGUGCCUGUCCCUGGUGCCCACUGCUGUACCCUCUUUUCUAAGUACUGAAUUUCCAAGUCUUAUCCGAGACACAAAGAACUAGCAUCAUGGCGAAGGACGACGAUGAUCAGAAAGUCUUUGAAGAAUCAACGGGGGAAGAUGCUCGUCUGGAAAAUUUGGGCUAUGAGCAGGAGCUCAAGCGAACUUUUGGGUUAUUGGGGAUGAUUGGCUUCAGCUUCAGCGUGGUUACUUCAUGGACGGCUCUCAGCGGUGUAUUCAUCGUCGGCGUCACAUCCGGCGGCCCCCCGGUUAUGGUGUUCAGUUUCAUUGGUGUCAGCCUUCUCACAUUGGCAGUUGCCAUUCCAAUGGCGGAAAUGUGCUCCAUGUAUCCUGUUGCAGGAGGCCAAUACUCGUGGGUUGCGGCUUUAGCGCCUCCAAGUAUCGCACGAGGUCUUUCUUACAUCAGUGGUUGGUUCAUGCUCAUCGGCAUCCUCGCCAUGGGAGCAACAAAUAACUCCAUCGCAGCCAACUUCGUACUCGGCAUGGCAAAUCUUGUCUUCCCUGACUACACCAUCGAGCGCUGGCAUACCGUCUUGGUGGCGUAUCUAGUGGCAUUCAUGUCAACAGGAAUCAAUAUCUGGGGGCCACACCUCCUGCACCGCAUCGCCCGAUUUAUCCUGAUCUGGAACGUCGGCUCGUUCCUCAUAACCACGAUUGUCCUGUUAGCCACCAAUGACAACAAGCAAUCGGCAUCAUUUGUGUUCUCCGAGUUCCAGAAUUUCUCAGGCUGGGGAUCAUCAAUGGCAGCCAUCGUAGGUAUUUUGCAAGCCUGUUUCGGGAUGUGCUGCUACGACGCCCCAUCACACAUGACCGAAGAAAUGAAGGCAGCUUCCAAGGAAGCUCCCAAGGCCAUCAUCCUGUCUGUCGUCCUCGGUGCCGUGACCGGAUUUGCCUUCCUCCUGACGCUCUGCUUCUGCAUCGGUGAUAUAACCAACACGGCCAACACAAGCACCGGCGUACCUGUAAUCCAGAUCAUCUACGACUCCACAGGAAGUAAAGUUGGCACUUGCUUCUUGGCGAGCAUGAUCGCGAUCAUUGUUAUAGUCGCCGGAAACAACAUUCUAGCGGAGGGGUCUCGUUCCGUGUUCGCCUUCGCCCGCGACCACGGCCUGCCAUUCUCGCACAUCUUCUCCAAGGUAGACAGCAAGAGACAUGUGCCGGUAAACGCCGUGAUCCUUACUCUCGUCGUGCAACUUGCUCUGGAUGCUAUUGACUUCGGUACAACCACCGGGUUCGAAACAGUCAUUGCUAUCUCCACUGAGGGAUUCUACCUCUCUUACGCCACGGCCCUAGGCAGCCGUCUCCUUGGCUACUUCACCGGUCAUAAGAAAGAAAUGAAAGGCCCCUUUGCCCUGCCCCAAUCCAUGUCUAUUGGCCUUAACAUCCUCGGUCUACUCUUCCUGCUCUUCGCAGCUAUCACGUUUAACUUCCCGACCAAUUACCCUGUUACCCAUGAAUCCAUGAACUAUACCUCUGCAGCCAUUGGAGUCAUUGCAUUGAUUAGUACUGUGACAUGGAUGACAACGGGAAGGAAGCAUUUCACUGGGCCGCAAGCCAUGAGUGUGUUGAAUGCACAUGAGAGUGAUGAGAGGGUUGGUGAUGAUAUGGUUAAGAAAGGAUAGAUUCUACAUUCUGUACAGUAAGGGCAUGUCCAUGCUCUAUCAUAGUUUGCUUUGCUUUUUUAGUGCCCUUCGUCUGGCCUGAUAGAUUGCUCUAGAGAGGCUUAGAAUUAGAAUAUUUA